UAAAUCGUUUAGGUCACAAACAGUGUGCAUGAGCUUCCCUGAAUUAGGUUAAUGACUUCCCUGAAUUAGGUUAAUGACCUACCUUGACCAAAGUACUAUUAGAAACCAAACCAGGCAUAUCAAAACUUUUACAGAGUAGGGUGUGGCUUGUGAAUGAAACACUGACAGCGCAGUCUUCACAAAACUGAGAUGUGCUCAUCUUUCAAGUCUGAUUGCAACACGCCGGGAACUUCCUUAUAGAACCAUGGAAUAGCUUUCUGUCAGUGUCCGUAUUUGAACCUGUACACUUCUCUCCGAGGGUAAUUGCUUAAAGGCAGCAUUAUAGCAUCUUAGCAGUGGCUGUCUGUGCUUCAGUUCCACUUCAGUAUGUGGUUUAUUUUUGUGCUCGGAGCUGUGCUUGCUAUGGCUAUGGUCUAUCUCCACUGGCGGUACUUUAAUCCUGCUGGAAACCCCUUUUAUACAGACAGCAGAAGAAUUCCUGUACCACUGGUAACUGACAAGGCGGAAAGGGCUAAAGUACUGAAACAAACAUUUAAUACAGAGAAGGUUCCAGAGAAUCUGGAUGCUAUUGUCAUCGGGAGUGGUAUUGGAGGACUGACUGCUGCUGCAAUUUUGGCAAAAGCUGACAAGAAAGUCUUGGUUCUAGAGCAGCAUGGCAAACCAGGAGGCUGUUGUCACACCUUCAGUAGGAAUGGCGUGGAGUUUGAUGUUGGCAUUCACUACCUGGGCCAGCUGCAUGAGAAUGGAUUGCUGCGUGUUGUCAUGGACCAGAUUUCAGAUGGGCAGCUGCAGUGGACCUCUCUGGAUCAGCACUAUGAUACUGUUGUGGUAGGCAAGAAACAAUACAACCUAUUUAGUGGCAAAUCAGAGUUUGAAGAUGCCUUGAAAGCCCAGUUCCCAGAGGAAGAAGAGGCCAUCACUAAGUUUUUGAAACUUAUGAAGUUAGUAGCUACACGGGUACCUCUGAUUGCCAUCCUAAAGAUGAUUCCACUCUGGAUUUCAAACAUCAUGAUUCGAUUGGGUCUUGUUCACUGGAUCUCACCUGUCUUCAAACUGACCACCACAAGCCAUGCCAGUGUCAUUAGCCAACUCACAUCCAAUCAAGAUCUGCAGACGGUUUUCUCAUAUCCAUUUUAUGGUGUUCCACCUCGAGAUGCUAGUUUCACCAUCAGUACUUUGUUGCUGCACCAUUACAAGCGAGGAGCCUGGUACCCCCGGGGUGGUGCUAGUGAGAUUGCAUUCAACAUUAUUCCAGUAAUCCAGAAAGCAGGUGGCAAAGUUCUAGUCAAAGCACGAGUGAAGUCUAUUCUUGUCAACACAAAGGGUGAAGCUUGUGGGGUAACAGUGGCAAAAGGUUCUGAAGACGUCCAGAUUUCUGCACCAGUUGUGAUUUCUGAUGCUGGAAUAAUUAAUACCUUCAAGUAUAUGUUACCUCAGGAAGUACAGGCCACACCAGAAAUCCAGUCUCUACUUGGCAAGGUCCAGCAUGGAAUGGGGACAAUUCUAGUGUUCAUUGGUCUAAAUGGCACUAAAGAAGAGUUGAAUAUCGCCUCAACAAACUACUGGGUGUAUGCCAGUAACAAAGUGGAUGAAAUAACUGAUGAGUACUACUCCUCAAGCAGGGCGGAGGCAUCAGACAAUAUUCCGAUGAUGUUUAUUACAUUUCCUUCUGCAAAAGAUCCGUGUUCUGAAGAGAAAUCUCCAGGGAAGACGAGUAUGGUGAUACUUACCAUGGCACGUUAUGAGUGGUUUGAGGAGUGGAAGAAUCAGCCGGUGAAGAAGAGGGAUGCACAGUAUCAGGAUCUAAAGUACUCGAUGGCCGAUAAGCUGUUUAAGUGGGCAUUGGAGCUCUUUCCGCAGCUAAAAGACAAGGUUGAUUUCAUGGAAGUAGCAACUCCCCUCACAAACCAGCACUAUCUUGGUUCGCCACGAGGUGCAAUGUAUGGGGCAGAACACACUCUUGGGAGGUUUAAUCUGGAAGUCAUUGCUGCUACAAGAGGUGAAACAACAGUCAAAAACCUUUAUCUGACAGGUCAAGAUGUCUUCUCAUGUGGCCUUGCAGGAGCUGUGCAUGGAGGAAUCAUCUGUGCCUCAGCAGUUUUGAAUCGCAUUCUCUACAUCGACCUGCUGCUUCUUAAAAAGCGCUUGAAACAAAUCAAGUCUACAAAGAAAGACUGAGUCCCCUGCUGCUGCACAUAACAUUUUGUAGGAUGCUUGAUCAUUCCGUUCUGUUUAGAAAUGACUUGGCAAUCUCAGCAUGAAUGUACCAAGACCAGAGUUCUCAGUCAUGUAAGAGAUGAAGGAGCAGAAUAACGUUUUCUCUGAUUCCUUCCUCUAACGUGGACUUUUCUGUCUGUUGUGAUCCACUUUUGUCAUGGCACACAAGAAGUGAUUGCCUUAUGAAAGAGAUAUCUGGAACUGGAUUAAAUGCACCCCUCUUAAAGAUUAUAUUUUACCAUUUUAUUUAUGCAUUAUAAUUCAGCAAAGACCCACCAGUUAGUUAAUAUGCCAGAUAUUAGAGGCUUGUUGAUGUAUCUGUCUGAUUUUUGUAAAAACACUUCGUGAGGGGACUAGUAAAUUAAUUUUCUAAGAGUGCACUGAACUGAACACUUGAAGUGAAUAUGUUUGUAUUCUGUUUACGUGUCCUGACAGUAGAUAUUUAGUAGUGAUACUAAGAUAAAUGUUUUAUGAAUAUAACCAAAGAUCUUUCUAUGUAUAUUUAAGCUAGGAGAACUGGCCAGUAAAGCUUUGAUGGAUACUCGGCCACAAUGAGAGAUCCCAUUCGCUGCAUACAGAUCUAUUUAUGUGCACUAUUUGUUGUUUGUUAGUUAUGGAUGUGAGACUACUGGUUGUGGAGUCACCUGUUUUUAUCACAUCAUUUCAGACUGACUAGCUUUACAUUUUCAUUUGGCUAUUGUGUUAAAGAUGGUGCUGUUUAGUUUGUUUGUCAGUUUGAAAAGAAAUUAUUCAUACAUAGCUUGCAGCAAGCUGUACAAUCAAGCAGGCUUUAUUCGUUUGAAAUCUUUCAUUGUUAAGUCACCCAUUCAGAAUGGCUGCUUUAUUUUGACAUAAAUUUAAUGCAGCAGUUUUGUUUUGACUGUGAACCGUUGAUAUGAUACAUGCUAUUUCAGGGAUUGUGUCAUUAACAGAUAUCAUGUAAACCUUUUUUUAUGGAAACUUAAGAAAUGUCAGUCCUUGCCUGUAAUGUUUCUUCGUAAUACCUCACCAUCCCAAACUCCAUGUAAAUAUCUUCUCGUAAAUGUUCUGAUUCUACUUUUAGGCUCAUUUCUCCUGAUAUGCCAUCCUUGAAGUUAUGGUUGUGUUGUAAGGUACAUUUUAAACGCUGUCACCAUUAUGAAGUGCAUUUUAGAUGCCUUAUACCUCAUAACACCAUAAAGUAUGCAUUAUGUAACCCCUUUAUACUAGCCACAUAAAUCCUUCUUUAAUGUUAAAGCUAUAAUAGUUGUGUUGGGAAAUCCAUUCACCCCAACAGAAGUGCCAUUUCUUCCAGUAAAUACUAACUGUUAUACAGACAUGUUGCUACCUUAUUCGUGUUAUGCAAUAAAAACUGCUCUGAUGUGCAGUAGUCCAUAUAGGCUUUACAUGGAGCCAUAAUGACACAGUGUAUGAAAGGAGCCAUAAUGACACAGUGUAUGAAAUGUCUUGGCAUUAAAAAAGUGGUUCCGGAAUACUAAGCCACCCCUGACUGGUGUUUACUUGACUGAGGCUUUGCUUCCUUCUUGCCUGUUAGUUGAAAUAUGUAAGUCUUGUUUGCACUACAUCAUCGAAGAGAAAUCUCUGUCUCACAGUGUGACCCAUGGGGCAUUCCUUCGGGUGUAGUGGGACCAGCUCUCAUGCAUCAUACAGGCGUAGUGGGACUGCCUCUCAUGUGUCAUUCACUCACUCCGCUGUACUAGCAGUUCUUAACUCUUGUUUCAGUGUAAAAUAGUGGAACUCUAUGACAAAAGCACAGAACAAUCAAAACAUACAUUUCCCAUGACUGUAAUUAAUUAAUACAAGGUGACUUUCCCUCCUCUAGUAUACUAGAGGUGCUGUAAUGCCAUUCUGUUUGCUUCCCCAUGCAUAGUAAUUCAUGAGAUUACAGUGUUCCUAAGAUAUGUUUGUUCUGAUAAAAAAGUGUCCCUUCCCAGAUAUGUUAUUCACCAGUUCUGAACCCAAGUUAUUCACCAGUUCUGAACCCAAAAUGAAGUCACUUCUAAGUUACAAUUACCUAUCAUCUCUGUUCCAAGGAAGACUAAUGUAUGGUUCUCAAAAAAAAAUUAAAUAAAAUUCUAUCUUCAUGAGAUAAAGUCUGAGUUUUCAGUCUUUUCUAUGCCGUCCUUAUAAUUUUCUAGUUCAUCCUUCUGUAUGCAAAACCAAAUCAGAUUAUGUGUGCAAAACACUCAACAAAGUGAGGUAAUAGUAUUACAUGUAGUUAAUAUAAGAGGUACGGGUUACAGUGAAUGAGUACUGUAGCCUAAGAAUGUUAAAUUCCAUGAAAGGCCCAUGUUUUUCCAACACUCGCACAGUCCAAAUUUGUGAUUUUCUGGUCAUUUUUCAUAGUGAAAAAAUGGAAAAUCAGAGUCCUUGACCAAUGCUUUAGAACAUUUAAUUCAUAUGAAUAAGAUUGUUUCCAUAAAUAAAUGCCCCUUUAUUAUUAUUAUUGUACUCUGAUUAAUUUAUAUUCCUCUUCAUAACUUAGGCUGAAUGUAGUAAGAUUACAUAUCAGAGCCUUCUGAAUAAGUUUUUUUAACUAGUUUCUCAGUCGUUUUGAAAUGUCACUGCUGAAGUUCAGUUUCCUGUUGCAUUCAUCAUGUUUGGAGAACAUCCUUUGUCUGCCUCAAUACAUUAUAAAACAUUUUCCUGAAAAGUUACAUGCAGUAUUCUGACAAAUAUUUUUUGUUUGUUUUGUUUUCCACUUACUGUUGAGCUAGUUCCCUCCCAGUCAUGCAGUGAAUACAUUCGUUCCCCAGAGUGUGAGCCAUAUGGCACAUAGGUUCUCCAGGGUGAGAGCACUAUGGCACAUAGGUUCCCCAGGGUGAGAGUCCCACGGUACAUAGGUUCCCCAGGGUGAGAGCCCAAUGGUACAUAGGUUCCCCAGGGUGAGAGCCCUAUGGCACAUAGGUUCUCCAGGGUGAGAGCACUAUGGCACAUAGGUUCUCCAGGGUGAGAGCCCAAUGGUACGUAGGUUCCCCAGGGUGAGAGCCCUAUGGUACAUAGGUUCCCCAGGGUGAGAGCCCUAUGGCACAUAGGUUCCCCAGGGUGAGAGCCCUACGGUACAUAGGUUCCCCAGAGUGUGAGCCAUAUGGCACAUAGGUUCCCCAGGGUGAGAGCCUUAUAGCACAUAGGUUCCCCAGGGUGAGAGUCCUACGGUACAUGGGUUCCCCAGGGUGAGAGCCCUACGGUACAUAGGUUCCCCAGGGUGAGAGCCCUAUGGUACAUAGGUUCCCCAGGGUGAGAGCCCUAUGGCACAUAGGUUCCCCAGGGUGAGAGCCCUACGGUACAUGGGUUCCCCAGGGUGAGAGCCCUACGGUACAUAGGUUCCCCAGGGUGAGAGCCCAAUGGUACAUAGGUUCCCCAGGGUGAGAGCCCUAUGGCACAUAGGUUCCCCAGGGUGAGAGCCCUACGGUACAUGGGUUCCCCAGGGUGAGAGCCCUACGGUACAUAGGUUCCCCAGGGUGAGAGCCCAAUGGUACAUAGGUUCCCCAGGGUGAGAGCCCUAUGGUACAUAGGUUCCCCAGGGUGAGAGCCCUAUGGCACAUAGGUUCCCCAGGGUGAGAGCCCUACGGUACAUGGGUUCCCCAGGGUGAGAGCCCUACGGUACAUAGGUUCCCCAGGGUGAGAGCACUAUGGCACAUAGGUUCCCCAGAAUGAGAGCCCUAUGGCACAUAGGUUCCCCAGGGUGAGAGUCCUACGGUACAUGGGUUCCCCAGGGUGAGAGCCCUACGGUACAUAGGUUCCCCAGGGUGAGAGCCCAAUGGUACAUAGGUUCCCCAGGGUGAGAGCCCUAUGGUACAUAGGUUCCCCAGGGUGAGAGUCCUACGGUACAUGGGUUCCCCAGGGUGAGAGCCCUACGGUACAUAGGUUCCCCAGGGUGAGAGCCCUAUGGCACACAGGGUUCCCGGGGUGAGAGGUCUGUGAACCAGAAGAGGUAGCCAUCAUCAGUAUGGCAAGGGAAUGGAUUUUGUAUUAAUCCCUACCAACCUCCUGUGCAUGCCUUUAGAGCCCUAGGGGUUGGGAGUACAGUGAGGCAUCAAGAUGAAUAGUUACAUUUCCAUGUGAUGAAAUGGUUACUUUGCCCACUUGCAGAUAGUAGCCCCGGUGUGACUUUUAAUCCUCACUUAGGACUCAACCACAGAGAGCAUGGCCAGAAACAUGCUCCUCCCCUCUUACCUUGAAGAGAUUUGAGCAAGAUAAGCUCUGUCAUUUCUCACCCCCAGCCAGCUCCAAAAAGCACCUGAGCCACUAAUCAUAACUGGGUCAUAGUCUGGGAUUUCUCCUUGUAUGUGAAUGGGAUGGCUAACAAACAACUUAAUCUGCUGAAUGUAUACUUAAACUGCAAGAGUGGGUGAGACGUCAGUGUGGUGAAAAUUGUAAUAGUUAUGGGGGGGGGGGUUCAUUCAAGAGAGUUUAUAUUAGUUUCCCUACACAUGGCCAGCAAAUGAUUUGUUAAGCAUUAAUUCCCCAGUUCCAUUUACCCAAAAUAUUGUUUCCCUGUCUGUUUUUGCUUGUGUUAAACUAGUACUGCAAGAUCUCAGUUCACGAAUCUACCGUGUUUAUCAAUUCAUUAAUCUAUCAAGUUUACCAUGUAUGACAUAGUGCUGCUAAUAAAAGCUUUUCCACAAGAAAAAACAUCCAACCCUGUAAACUGCUCUCUAAUAUAUUCCAAUUUAUUCAGCCUUAAAGCAAAAUAAACAUACUUUACUUCAGUGUAACAAUAAUAUAAAGCAAACAUGCUUCACUUCAGCAAAACAAAAUGCUCUCUACUUGUUUCAGAUUAAGGUAAACAGUUUGUGCAGCACAUUACCAUGAUAUUGUGUAUCAUAGUACUCCACAAAUGGCAUGCAGGUAUCCAAAUGAUAUUCAUCCUCUUUUAAAGCCUUCAGAGGGACGUCAGGCUCACUUUUGUGCUACUUCUCUGUAGCACCCGGGCCGUCUUCUAAAUCAGUAGAAACAGUAAACAGCAGCAGUUCUCAGCAGCAGCAAAACAUUACAUUUUGUAAAUGUGGCACAAAACAUCAGCAAAUUCUUUCACAAACUUCACAGGAACUUUGAUUUUUUUGAAAACGGUCACACAGAAAAUGAAAGUUCUCUUUCCACACCCUUUUACCUCCUGUUCCAGUAUUUAGAACCUUCGUUAGCAGGCAAUGGUUAUAAUCUUAAUGUGAAAGCUUCACUGUUAAAAGCACCAAACACAUUUUUCUGUAUGGUAACAGAGGCCACGUUUAUUUUCCAUAUAUGUAUAUAUAUAUAUAUAUAUAUAUAUAUAUAUGUGUGUGUGUGUAUACAUAAAAGCUUGAAAAUGAAGUAAAACCUUUAUUAUCCCAGAAUAAUGCUUCAAAGCAAAAGAAAUACAACGUAAAUCCAUUCAUCCACAUAGAGUCCUCAUAACGUCUGUUAAAUCUUCAACAUGUACCGUGAUUCUCAUAGCGUACAUCACAUCUUUAACAACCUUGCAAUUGCCAUCAGGAAAUCCAAAUCCGAGUAACUAGAUCUGCUCUUCAAAACAUGCUCAAAUUUAGCAUGACGGGUCACUACCCUUCGUUUCUUUGGUGAAGGAGGUGCACCACAACUCAUUGUAAUUCUGAGCUCAUCUACCCUGUCCUGUUCUCUAGAUAACACUGUCAUAAGCAUUGAUAGGUCUGUUGCUCUAUGGCCCAGUAAUGACUUCAAUAUAUGGUGCCACGCCUCCACGCUGUUUUGCGUGCGAGGUAAAAACAACAUAUUUAAUUCAUCCAGAUUCCAAAAUGCAAUUGGAAGCAAUGGGGGAAACCUG
Messenger RNA from Protopterus annectens (West African lungfish), 7996 nucleotides. It is a transcript of the gene RETSAT, whose product is annotated as retinol saturase. The coding region runs from base 367 to 2178 and encodes 603 amino acids. Gene Ontology annotation, molecular function: oxidoreductase activity. The transcript is spliced from 12 exons. The record is from RefSeq and is a predicted model, not a curated record. NCBI's taxonomy places the organism in Eukaryota, Metazoa, Chordata, Ceratodontiformes, Protopteridae.